AUGUUGGAGGAUGAAAAAUUGGGUGCCCAUUCUGGCAAUUGUGUGGAGACCUGUAUCAAAUUUCCAAAGGCUGGUUCUUCUUCCCUUGGAGAAAUAGAAAUGGUGAAAAAAGGAAACAUUGUGCAGUAUAGGGAGAGGUUGGACAAGACCCUUACCUUACCUGAUCUGACAAAUGAUCAGAUACUCAAAACCCUUGUCAAAAGUCAACUCCAACGUUUUUUGAAAGUGGAAACUGAAGGAUGUAAUGAGAAAUUAGUAGAAACCAAAACCACAGAGCUAUAUAACUUUCUUGAUAUGUUGAGAAGUGCUUCUGGAGACAAUAGUGGAGGAUCUAGUACAUCACAGUCUGAUUGGAAAUUAAAACAGGAUAAUGAAGAUUUUCGAGUUAUGUAUCGUGAAGGAUUAGAGGGAUCUCCCUUUCAUUCGUUGCUAGUUGAAGGCUAUGUAGAUGGGCCUCUAGAUCUAUCUUUGUGCCUUUCAUGGGAGUCCUUCCUCUACAAGAAAUGGUGGCCUCAGUUUACUAUUCCCAGUUUCAAAGUUCUAGUAUCUGAUCGUUUGCAGAGGGUCCACAUUGGGGAACAUAUUUCACUAGUUAGGAUGAAGGUUCCAUGGCCCCUAUCUACAAGGGAGGCUAUAGUGCAUUAUUAUCUUUUUGAGUACUUUCAAGAUGACUUAGUAGUGGUUCUUUUGAAUUCGGUGUCUGAGUCAACGAGCAUUGAUAAUUUCAACAUGGAUGCAAUUCCUCAGGCAAAGGAUGUUGUGAGAAUUGAUUUGGUAGGAGGGUAUGCAAUGCAAAAGGUGACAUCAGAAAGAAGUUAUUUUCGGAUAAUAGCCAAUUUGGAUAUAAAGCUGGAUUUUGUACCUCCAAGUCUCAUAAAUUUCAUUUCAAGGCAGCUCAUCGGCAGUGGUUUCAGACUUUAUCAGAAGGCUGUGGUUUCGAUGAUGGGCAAUGAUAAAGAUAAAGACUUCAGCAAGGCCUUGGAGGACUCAUUGUAUGUCAGAAUACGCGAAGCUCUAGUAACUGGGGAAGAGACUAAGCAAGAUGCAAGCUUUGUUCCAGAUGGAGAACUUAUUCAAAGUGAGGAUGAAGAUGGGGCAAAAGAUAUAUCCUGUGAGGAUAUGAGCAACCAAGGUCCAGGUGAUGAAGAAGUUGUAGAAGCAGACUGUAAAGAGAUUGUGCAAGUUGAGGAGGAUGUCAACAAGGUGCUUGAAGUUCCAACUGAGAAAGGUGAUUCGUGGAGUGUGCUGAAUGGCAAGGAGAAUGGUCAGAUUGUAGAUGCAGGUAAUGAAGAGAUUGUUGAGAUUGAGAAGGAUGUGAACAAAGUGAAUGACAGUCCAGUUGAGGAAGAUGAUUCAAAGAGUGUAGUGAAGGAUAAGAUGAAUGGAUAUGUACGGUCAGAUGUGAGAAGGGCUCUAGAAACAAUAGAGAGGGUUAUAUCAGCGGUUAAAGAAUAUGGAUUUCAUUCCCUCAUGCAUACUUCAAACUCUGCUCAGCAAGAGUCCCACUGCAUGGGAAAAGGUGGCAUAGUUGACUCAAGUUCUGCAAAACCUAGUCAAGCAUGUUUGAAAAAUGAGGUUAGUGUCAAAGAAUCAAGCAGCAAUAUAUGGGAGGAAACUUCUGAAGAUCCUGCGACGAUACAAAGCUUCAGGCACAUGGGAACAAAUCCUAACUUAAAGGAAGUUAACUAUAAGAAAGUUGUACCAGCUUCACCAGAUCGUAAUCUUUCAAGACCAAUUGAAGCAAACCAGGUUGAUUCAUAUUCUUUGAAAAAUGGGAGAACAAUGGAGCAGACAAUAAGUGAUGACAAGCAAUUAAACAGUGAUGCAGUCAAAGAUAUACGUUCAGAGGACAUGAAAAAGUCAACCAGGGAGAUGAAGUACAGAUACUGUUGUUUUAUGUAA
Molecule: messenger RNA, 1902 nt
Organism: Sphenostylis stenocarpa
Lineage: Eukaryota; Viridiplantae; Streptophyta; Magnoliopsida; Fabales; Fabaceae
Source: the annotation of a GenBank genome assembly